This is a messenger RNA of Meleagris gallopavo (turkey), 814 nucleotides long. NCBI's taxonomy places the organism in Eukaryota, Metazoa, Chordata, Aves, Galliformes, Phasianidae. The record is from RefSeq and is a predicted model, not a curated record.
UGCCUUGCCCAGGUGCAGGGGCUCCACAGCCCCGAGGCUGCCUCUUUCCAGAUUCUCUCCUUGCUCCAAGCCUGUUAACUCACGUUUGAGUUGGGCAUAGAGUGGCACGGCAUCCCCAACAGUGCAGGGACAGCGAGGUCGUGUUGGGGUGCGGGGACCUUGGAGGGCUGCUGCCCUGAGGCUCAUGGCUCUGGGUGAGGAGUUUGGGGACGGAGCCAUCACCCCGUGCUCAGUGUCCUGGAGGCUCAUGGAAGGGUUUGCUUUGUCCCCAGCUCCUGCCAGCACACGGUCCCCCAGCGCCCACCCACCACCCCACUGUGAUCGUACCAGCACCACCUCCCUCCCAUCAUGUCACCGUGGUCACCAUGGGCCCUUCCUCGGUCAUCAACACAGUCUCCACGUCCCGGCAAAACCUGGACACCAUCGUUCAGGCCAUCCAACACAUCGAGGGCACGCAGGAGAAGCAGCUGCAGGAAGAGGAGCAGCGGCGUGCCGUCAUCGUGACGCCCGCACGUGCCUGCCCAGAGCCCUCCGCCUCCGACACCGCCUCCGACACGGAAGGCAACGACAGUGACUCCAUGGACCAGAGCAAAGAAGACCCUUUGGGGGAAGGAGAGCUGCCCUGACACCCCCUGGCCGGCAGCCGGGAUGGGGAGCAGGGAGAGUGGGGGAAACGUCAGAGAAUAUGCUGAAAUUUUUAAAAAAUACGUCGCGAUUUGGGUCUCUUUUAUGACCUUUUUCCAAUACUGUAACGCUGGAAGCGGGCGCCGUUCAGUGCUCAGUUCCCAGCGAGUGGGGAGAAGGGGGGGCUGGG